AUUCUGAAUUAGGCUCACAAAAAAACGGACCCCUUCAGUGGUAGGCCUUAUGCGUGUGUACAGGAAACCGAUUGUAAUCUUAUCUAGAAGAAGAGAAAUAGGAUCUAGCAGACCUCAUCGUCAUCACUGCCUUGUCCACCGAAAGCAAAAACACAUGACCUCCAGGACUGAGUCGGAAAGUUCCCUCUAGCGACUCGCUUCUAAGGCCGACGCAUAUUAAGACUCAUCUGACAGUGUCCUGUUCAAAAAUGAAUCAGUGAGACUUAUAGACUUGAAAAAGGUGGCGGAACACGCAGAACUACACUAUCGGGUACUCAGAGUUGGACCUCCUCUACCGUAAUGGCAAUCUCAAGAUUCUUCUCUAAUCACAAGAGAGGGAGGGGCGGACGGCGUGGGGGAGGAACGUGCGUACGGAACUCGUGUGUCCCCAGAUAACUCCGCACAUUCGCCGCACAGUGAGUUUUUCGAGGAUAACUCUGCAGAAGGCGGAUUUACUCUUAUGAUGCUGAAAAGAGCUUCUGACUACGUCAUCAUUGUCAAGUGGCGGUAGUUUUUGUGCAGAACAAAGAUUUCAUGUGCACAUCAACAUCGAAUGACUCCUCACUCUUCUAAUAGCAUGACCUCUAUCCCUUCUGACCCUGUCAUUGUCGGAGGAGGAGGCGGCUCAACGAUCACUGAGACGGCACAUCUUCAACACGGCAGCAACGUUGUAGACAUGGCAUCAAACUCUGUCGGAAUGUUGGGGUCCGAGGCCACUGGGCCUCUACUACCGGGUACCGAAGUGCAGAUCGAGGGUCUCGUCAAUGCUGCCCAUUUGAAUGGGAUGAAAUUAAGAAGUUCGAGCGAUUUGCAUUUUAUUGGGUCUCAGCGUUUUCCUUUCCUUAUCCUUUGCGCAAAGGAGAGACCACCUGAGUUGUAGAGAAACAUUUUCUUAGAAGUCUCUGUGGCGUGUGGAGCGACGGAAUCACACCACCAGCAUUUUCUUGUCAUUUUUUCUUUCUAAUCCAAGCAGUCAUCAUCGAAUUCGAUCCGGAUGGCGGUCGUUAUCGCGUCCACUGCCAAGAUGAUUCCAACAUAGCCUUACGACCACAAAACUUCCGAUUAGUGAGCACAGCAACGGCUGCUCCUUCACCUGCUUACGGCGUGGAUUAAUGCAAGCAUGGAUGCAUUGAGAGAGCUGUUUGAGUGUUGGAGUUUUGUCCUUUUGCUACAGGGUAACUUGCAGUAGUUUUAGGGUCUUGAACUGCACCUUGAUAGCAAGUUCGACGUCCUGCUCCAGUUCAGACGAUGGCAUGAAAAUGUGAUCGAUAUCUCUCCGGGGUGAUCUAAUUGUGCUAUUCUUCUCAAUGGUAUGUACUCAUCUCUUCUGUGAGGCUCGCUGUGAAGGAUUCACAACCUAACCUAACCUCUUCAUACAAAACCAGUAGCAGCACCGAUAGGAGCACAGAGUGCAGCAGCCUCAUUGGGACCCAUUUUGGGGCCUCCUGAGAGCGAUCCAGUUGCCAUCAACCUAUCCUCGGAGCCACCGACGGUGCCACAGACGAGACUUAUGAAGACGAUUUUUGAAUGUGACGAUUUUUGAAUCACCAAGGACUUUUUUUCUCCUCACAAGUUAGCAUAAAAAAUUGUUUCUUGCCCACACUUUCGAGUAAAGUCACAAUCCCCCUUUGCUGCCUCGUCUUCAUACCAAGUUCGAACACGGCUUUAUUCGAAAAGUUGGGCAUCGACGAAUGGGUCAUGUAUGACGUUUUUCCGCUUUUGACGAAAACCACCAUUGCCAGCGGUCUCUGGCUCACUUUGCUCACGGUUCUGCUGGUUUAUGCGCCACGGUGAAGAUAGGCGGGGUCACCAUGUCGAUACCGUUGACCAUGCUUGUCAGGAGCAAGGUGAAUGUGGGUGAAUGGUUGCAGGACAGGGUUUGAUACUAGCUUUCUCGUUGCUGAGCGAGCUAAGACUUGUCCCUAUCAUAUCGUCACUGGGACCGAACUUUUGUCCGUCUCUCGGUACUAUCGGAUAGACAGCUAAAGAAAAACACCACCGUGCGGACACAGAGCCGCCUUUUACAAAUCCUUGAAGACAUGUCCAAAGCACACUGGAAACAGAAACCUUCAUUGAUUAAUUUGACGGUGAAAACCGAGGAACACACAGUGAUUCCCUGAGUCGGCGAGAGUAUUUCACUUACAACUGCUGGAGAUGGCGAGAGUAUUUCACUUACUAGCUUCUUCGUAAAAUAUAUGGGAACAGCAAUGUAUGAGUUAAGGCUCAACUUUCAAUGGUCAUUGGAGUUGGUCACUGA
Molecule: messenger RNA, 2296 nt
Organism: Amoebophrya sp. A25
Lineage: Eukaryota; Dinophyceae; Syndiniales; Amoebophryaceae
Source: the annotation of a GenBank genome assembly